Zychaea mexicana is the source of this 1202-nucleotide messenger RNA. RefSeq lists its product as uncharacterized. Gene Ontology annotation, molecular function: zinc ion binding; sequence-specific DNA binding. The record is from RefSeq and is a predicted model, not a curated record. Gene Ontology annotation, biological process: regulation of DNA-templated transcription. The coding region runs from base 86 to 970 and encodes 294 amino acids. The transcript has 6 exons. Lineage: Eukaryota; Fungi; Mucoromycota; Mucoromycetes; Mucorales; Lichtheimiaceae.
CUUCUCUCUUCUUCUUUUUCUCCCUCUUUUGCUGCUCUCUUUUCUGUUCUUCUAGUGCUGCCCUGUUCUCAUCCUGUCGUCCAAUAUGUGUCCAGCAUCGCAGAGUGAAGAAGGAUUGCAUCUUCCUCCUAUAUCCGUGAUCGAUGAUUUCCUGCCCGCCCGUUCCUGGCAGCCACAGAUACCACCACCACCAUCACCAUCACCACAGCCGCCGUUACCGUCAAUACCACAGCAACACCCACAGCAACCAUCGCCGUGGUUACCCCUCUCUCAUAACACGCCCUUCCAACCCGUCAUCACACCAGCGUCUUCCAGCAGUCGUUCUUCGCCACCAUCCACAUCGUCAUCGUCCUCCACACCCGUCGCCCGCUCCAGAUUUAGCCCUCCCGUUUACCACGACGUUGAUCAAAUCAUCGAGCAUUGCCACUACUUGUGCAAAAGUAUUGGCCAGCGCAGAAGCCAGUGGACGGAUGACGACGAUCCAAAGCCAUGGUUGGAUGACAUGAUUGGUCGGGCGAAUGAGGUGCUUAAUGCAUUAUUGCGGCUGAGGAAACAGCAAACUGCACGACCACAGUUGGAGCAUCCUAUUCGGUCCGAUAGGCCUACCACAACAGUAUCAUCGCCCCCAACAACGACUGCAGCUUGGCAUACAGGAACUUUGUCUCUAACCAAAUUACGGCAACGACGACGCGGUAAAAGUGCAACGUUCCAAGGACGAUGUCAUUCAUGUAAUAUUUCGGAAACACCAGAAUGGCGAAGAGGCCCAGAUGGUGCUCGGACGCUUUGCAAUGCAUGCGGGUUACAUUAUGCAAAGCUGACGAGGAAAAAGGCACAGCUAGAACAACAACAACAGCAACAACAGCAGCAGCAGCAGCGGCAACAACAACAACAAGAGCAAUCACAACCACAACCAACAAUCCCACACCAUCACCAUCACCAUCAUCACAACAUGUCCUCAUCAUACCGAUGAGAAUCAUCUCUUAUUAGUAACCAUCGUUGUCCUUAUGCCUUGUUCUUCCGCAAUCAAUCUUUUUCCUCAUAAGCCAUACAAUACAAGCACACACAUACACAUACACACACCGUAUCAAGAUCAUACAGACCUCUUAUUCAUUGUCGUUCUUCUUUUUUUUUCACAUUACGCGUUGCCGUUGCGCACAAAAUAAAGACAUGUGAGCUGCGUAAUGUGCAGCAUCAGAGCCAGA